AUUACCUGUUUGACCUGACACUUUGUUUGUUUAGCCUUGUAAGGGUAGUUUUGUUCGGUGGUGAUGCCUCCUUCCUUCUUGAUGAAAUCAAAUGCUAAAUCCAUGAGCCCUCCAUCGCAACCUGUGUUCUUCUUAGUGUCGCAGUCCACAAGCUCUUGCUCCGACAAGGAAACUAGCUUAUUUGUCUUUAUUUUGUUUAUACCUUCAAUUGCAGCAACAGCUGAAAACGCCCAACAGCUUCCUGCACAUUGAUUGGAGGACAAGAGAUGAGGUGUAACGGCCCCUUUGGUCCUCCAAUCAACAGACGUUGGGACUGUGGUUGCAUUGGCGUACCGAAAGGAUGGUUUAGUGCGAGAGGUGCCUUGCAGCUGUCGGUGGUGAUUUAUUUUGGAACCGGCGUACGUGCUUCUGAAUUCGUGGUUGGUCAUGUCGGCAAACUUGUUGAGCUUGAGCUUGUAAGGCUUGUUGUCCAUCUUGUUGAAGUUGUGGACGUAGCGAAUGUUGGACUUGAAGACGUUGAACCUCUUGUUCUUCUCGUCGAGGUUGGUAGACAGUGUGUGGUAGCCCCUCCACCUCUCGUACAUCUCCCACAAGCUCUCCUCGCUCUCCAACUCCCUCUCGUCGUAUUCAAAGCCUUCUCCUAUUCCAACAAACUAAGCUAAUAAGGUAAGCGCAAGUAAGAGGGAUACCUUUUUC
This is a messenger RNA of Cuscuta campestris, 696 nucleotides long. The record is from the annotation of a GenBank genome assembly. NCBI's taxonomy places the organism in Eukaryota, Viridiplantae, Streptophyta, Magnoliopsida, Solanales, Convolvulaceae.